Messenger RNA from Labeo rohita (rohu), 2062 nucleotides. RefSeq names its product coiled-coil domain containing 149a (gene ccdc149a). Lineage: Eukaryota; Metazoa; Chordata; Actinopteri; Cypriniformes; Cyprinidae. The record is from RefSeq and is a predicted model, not a curated record.
GUUGGAUAUGUACAAUGCCGCUGUACAGUUAAAAAGAAACUAAACCUUUUAUUGCACAUUGUUUGAUUAAAUUCGCUAUUGAAAAUUCACAGUUGCUCAUCCACGCCCGCACUAAUAUUGUGAAUAUCGCUGCUGGUUGAGAGUUUCACAAACCCGGAUCUUGUGCACCAGCUGACCCAGAGUAAACACUGACUGAGAGGAAGGGUGAAGUUUCUGCUCUCGGUCUCCGUAAAGCUCGCGAAAGCGAUUUGCAAACAUUGUAUCAUCGCCAAACGCUGGACGAAAUGACCUCGUUCAAACGAAGUGAAAGUGACUGGCAAGGUUUAGUAAAUGAGUUCUUGAUAUGCAAACGUAAGCUGGAGAGCAAGAAGGACGCUCUCCUCAUUCUGUCCAAAGAGCUGGACAGCUGUCAGCAGGAGAGAGACCAGUACAAACUGAUGGCCAACCAGCUGAGAGAGACACACCAGAACUUGAAGAAGAAAUACAGGGAACUAAUUGAUGGCGACUCUUCACUUCCACCAGAAAAACGUCAUCAGGUCAGUCUGGCUCAGUUGUUGAUGGAUUCGAGGGAGAGAAAUAAGCAGCUUGCUGAAGAGAUAAAGGAACUGACUCAGAGACUCACUGAGACACAAGGAGACAAUAAGCUGUUAAGAAUGACCAUCACCAAACAGAGGCUUGGGGACGAUGAAGUUGGGGUCAGACAUUUUCCUGCUCAUGAGCGCGAGGAUCUGGUCAGGCAGCUGGAGAAAGCAGCACUGCAUAGAGAAGAGCUUGAACACAGUCUGAAGACGGUGAGCGAUGAACUGCAGGAUAUAAAGGCAGAGAGGACUGUGUUCAAGGAGAAGGCCGAACGUCUCAACCUCGAGCUGAACCAUAUCCUCGGCGGCCAGGAGAAACGCAUCAUUGACGUGGACGCCCUGUGCAUGGAAAACAAAUACUUGCAAGAGAGAUUCAAACAAGUUCAAGAGGAGGUCAGUCUGUUAAAGAGUAACAUACAGAAAUAUAAGACCGCUCUGGAUCGCAGAAGAAACCCUGAGAUUGGUGGCAAGUCUAAAAGCAGUGCUCUUUCUGGAGUCCUUUCUCCUAAACAAGUGCAGGGUUUGUUGUCAGAGAAUAAUGGUUGCAGUUUACCAGCCACACCUCAGUCUAUCGCAGACCUGAAGUCUUUAGCGACAGCGUUACUGGAAACCAUUCAUGAGAAGAACAUAAUCAUUCAGCACCAAAGACAGACCAACAGAAUUCUGGGAAACCGAGUUGCUGAUUUGGAGAGAAAGCUGAAGACUCUGGAAAUUUCUGGACUUUGGAGUCUCCCAGGAGGCAGAGAUGCCAUCACUCUGAGCGCCGCUCCUCUGUCCUCCGUCGACCAUCCAGAGAAAAGCACUAACCCACGACCUGCUGCAGAUGACAGGACAGGAAGAGGAGGGCCAUCGCCGUGGGAGCAGGACACAGCUGGCGGUGACAGCUUCCCCAACAUGUGGCGCGGCUCCCGCCCCGGUCCAGAUGGAGGCGGAGAGGAGGUGGACACACCUGUCACCCCUGACUUCGGGGAGGAGAGCGUCUUGUGCGGGACAGACAUUGGGAGGCAGACUAAUGGGCAGGUCAGGACCGAGGUGAAGGAGGGUCCUGUGGAAAAAAACACGGGCGUUUGCACAAAAACGCGUUCCGGAUGGGGAAGCCCGGCUGUGGAAGAAGGUGAGGUUUUGGCAGAGCUCUGUCUGAUAGCGGAGGAGGCUGAAGAUGCCGCUUUGGCUCUGGAUCCUGCACAAUUACCGUCAAUUACUCUUGACCAAACCACCUGGGAAAAUGUCGACUUUCAGGCCUCUGUGGGACUGCCCAGAACUUGCUUUGAAGAUAUUUCGGAAGGUUCCUCCAUUAAGAAGGAGCCUGUUGAGCAAAGUGACUCUCUUCUUUUAUAGGAGGGGGAAAUAAAGGUGAAGGGUCUGAUUUAUUGGUUGGAUACAAAGCAGAUGAAUAAAAAAAUCUGUAAAACAAUCCAUAUUACAUACGGUAUAUAAUAUUGAGGCAAAAAAAAAAAAAGAAAUUGAUUUUCAAUGUUUUAUGU